AUGUCGUCGUCCCUGCCGUCGGACCAACAGGGCAAUCCCUCCUCGAGGCAUGCUCGCUCGAGCAGUGCCGAGCAGGACAACGGCCCGUUGUCCAACCUGAACCUCGGGUUCCUCAAGGGCCUUACCGAGAAAAAGGCGACACGAGAUGGCCAACCGCCCAAGCGCCGGGGGCCGAAACCCGACAGCAAACCCGCCAUGACGAGGCGGCAGGAGCUCAACAGACAAGCACAGCGAACCCAUCGCGAGAGGAAAGAGCUCUACAUCAAGGCGCUCGAGGACGAGGUCCUGCGGCUCAAGGAGGUGUUCAGCAACAUGUCGCAGGACAAGGACAAGGUCGCAGAAGAGAACAAGCAACUCAGGCAGCUCCUGACCCAGCACGGCAUACCGCUCAGCAGCGUCGGCCUCGACGACAGCGUCAGUAACCCCAGCGGCGGCUACACUGCCAGCGCCAGCCCCUCCGGCUACAGCCAUACUCACGGCUCUCGCUCCAUUUUCACCCCGCCCCUGACGUCGAAAUCCACCACCGCCUCCGUGUCGCCUUCGUAUGCGCCCAACAGUGGCAGCUCCCACGGCAACACGCCCAGCGGCCAGCAGCAACAACAGUAUCCUCAACAUGGCACGUCCCAACACCUGCAGGGACAGUACGGUUUUCCCUGUGAAGAUGGAGUCAACGGCAGCCGUAUUCGCCAGUUGCGUGGUACGGUCAGGCCCAUGGCGACGUGGGAGCUGUCCAAGGCGGAUCUCGGGACGCUGCUCGCCCUCAGCAAGAGGCUUAAUCUAGAUGGCGAAAUCACUCCCGUCAUGGCGUGGGGCAUGGUCAUGGCUCACUCGAGGUUUUACGAGAUGAAGGCCGAGGACUUUGCCAAGCUGACGGAGGAGCUGAGUACUAAGAUUCGGUGCUACGGGUUCGGCGCUGUUUUGGAGGAGUUUGAGAUUAGAGAUGCUUUGGAGAAUGUCAUGGGAGCUUACCCUUGA
Messenger RNA from Verticillium alfalfae VaMs.102, 975 nucleotides. RefSeq lists its product as hypothetical. Gene Ontology annotation, cellular component: RNA polymerase II transcription regulator complex. The transcript has 6 exons. Lineage: Eukaryota; Fungi; Ascomycota; Sordariomycetes; Glomerellales; Plectosphaerellaceae. The coding region runs from base 1 to 975 and encodes 324 amino acids. The record is from RefSeq and is a predicted model, not a curated record. Gene Ontology annotation, molecular function: transcription cis-regulatory region binding; DNA-binding transcription activator activity, RNA polymerase II-specific.